Tachyglossus aculeatus (Australian echidna) is the source of this 598-nucleotide messenger RNA. RefSeq names its product mitochondrial ribosomal protein S21 (gene MRPS21). Lineage: Eukaryota; Metazoa; Chordata; Mammalia; Monotremata; Tachyglossidae. Gene Ontology annotation, molecular function: structural constituent of ribosome. Bases 51 to 314 code for a protein of 87 amino acids. Gene Ontology annotation, biological process: translation. The transcript is spliced from 2 exons. Gene Ontology annotation, cellular component: ribosome. The record is from RefSeq and is a predicted model, not a curated record.
AGUGGCUUCUCCUUGGAGCCUCCCGGAGUUUGGCCCCCCACCCCGAGAUCAUGGCGAAUCACUUGAAGUUCAUCGCCAGGACGGUGAUGGUCCAGGACGGGAACAUGGAGGGAGCAUACAGGACCCUCAACAGGAUCCUGACCAUGGACGGGCUGAUCGAGGACAUCAAACGGCGCCGCUACUAUGAGAAGCCGUGCCGGCGGAGGCAGCGGGAGAGCUACGAGACCUGCCGGCGCAUCUACAACGCCGAGAUGGCCCGCAAGAUCAACUUCCUCAUGCGCAAAACCCGCCAGGACCCCUGGCAGGGCUGCUGAGCGCCCACCGGGCCAGGGCCGGGGGGCUCGGGGCCGGGAGCGGAGCCCUCCCGUCCCCCCAAAAUCCCGGCCCUGUCGUGGGAGCCGAGCCUUCCCGCACUCCUCGCGUCCUCCUUCCCCGUCCGCAUCCGGCUUCCCGGACACGCUUCCCGGAGGGCUCCCGAGGGGGUUGAGGGGGGAUCCGGUGACCGUCCCCGUUUCCGAAUGCCAGCCCAACCUCCCGCUCCCGUCCCGUCCCACUAAUAAUAAUAAUAAUAAUAAUGGCAUUUAUUAAGCGCAGUUGC